UUCGAAAACACCUGACAGCCCUAAACAUUAACCGGCUGCGCGCCGACUUGUGAAUGGCAGCAGUUUUACACGUACAACAAGACGCCGGCUCGUAGAAGAAAAAAUUAUGUCCGCCUCGCUGAGCAGCAAAAGCACCCUGGUGUCCUCCAUCAUCUCGGGCCUUCUCAGCCUGGUCCUAUUCGCCACACUGCGUUUCUGCGCCGACUGGUUCAACGAUUCGCAGCUGAAGGUCUUAAUGGGCGGGUACCUCUUCUCCUGGCUGUUCAUCCUGAGCCUCACGUGCGUCUCCAACACGGAGAUGAUAAUCUUCGGCCAGGACUUCCAGGCCAAGCUGCUGCCCGAGAUCCUCUUCUGCCUCUCACUCACGGUGGCCGCCUCGGGAAUCGUGCAUCGCGUUUGCGCCACCACCAGCGUCCUCUUUUCCUUGGUGGGCCUCUACUUCCUGAACAGGAUCUCCACCAAGUAUUACUCCGUGCAAGUGCCAACCGUGGAUGCCCCUGCGGCGAGGAAGGGCGGCAAGAAGUUUAAAUGAGCAAGUCGAAUCUCUAGCCUGGGCUUUAUGUGCUAACCUAAACAUUCGAAUACCUAUAUUACACAUUAAUAAAUAACACUCUCUUAAA
Drosophila gunungcola (fruit fly) is the source of this 620-nucleotide messenger RNA. RefSeq names its product protein KRTCAP2 homolog. The record is from RefSeq and is a predicted model, not a curated record. The coding region runs from base 107 to 532 and encodes 141 amino acids. NCBI's taxonomy places the organism in Eukaryota, Metazoa, Arthropoda, Insecta, Diptera, Drosophilidae. The transcript has 2 exons.